CUAAUCUUCUUUGUCUCUUUUUCCCUUUUUCUGUACUCAAAACUCUGAUUUCAGCUCCGAAGAUCUUCUUUCCUUGGGGAUUUCGGCUGAAAAUGGAGGAAGUUGGGGUUUUGGAACUCAAAAUCUAGGGUUUUAGUUAGGGCAUUUGUCUGGGACGAAGUGCCUUCUACUCUGUUUUGGUUAAUAUAUUUGUAAUUUUGUUGAGAUUGAUAGGAGGAGAUGAAGCAGUUGGUAGGGAGACCGGGUUCUGGGAGUGGGUUAGUACUCCGAUUAGGGCAAGUUGCUUGUGCUGCUGCUUCCAUCGGAAUCAUGGUCUCUGCUAAUGGCUUCGCUACUUUUACUGCUUUUUGCUACUUGAUUGCAUCAAUGGGGCUUCAAGUUUUGUGGAGCUUAGGACUGGCAUGUCUUGAUGUUUAUGCUUUGAGGAGAAAGAGGGACCUCCAAAAUCCAAUCCUAGUCAGCCUGUUUGUUGUUGGAGAUUGGGUUACAGCUACACUAUCACUGGCUGCUGCAAGCUCAUCAGCAGGGAUUGUAGUUCUAUAUGCAAAAGACAUGAAUUUCUGCACGUCUAAGUUUCACCUCCCAUGCAAUAACUUUCAGAUUUCUGUUGCCUUGGCCUUCCUCACAUGGGCCCUAAUUGCCUUAUCAUCUUAUGUGAUGUUUUGGAUCUUAUUAACCUCAGUUUAAAAGAUCUUUGCAUACCUUCCUCACUAUCAAGACUCGUACUACAGUUAUCAUUGAUUUUCAUUUGUAAGUGGUAUUGUUCUAUAGCAAGCAAUUACUGGCUUCAACAGCCUUUGGGGAUCUCUCAUUCAGUUGCAUCAUCAUUGUGUGCAAGCGCAACCUGCUGACCACACCUGAGCCGCACCCUCGUUUCAUAGGGUUCCAUCCCUUUAUUAUCAAUCUCAUCAUUGGAGCUAGGCAUGUGAAUUCAAGUUGUGGCUUGCUAUAGACUCUAAAUUUUAUAUUGUUAUAUACUUGUUAUGAAACAAAGAGGGUGAGGGAAUCAAAAUUUUGUCUGUAACUCUCCCAAAUGUUUGCAGAAGUUGUAUCCUCGCUUGAAAAGAUGUAUAAUCAACUUGCAAAUGAAAUAUCAUUAAUACUUUGUCAAA
This is a messenger RNA of Humulus lupulus (European hop), 1112 nucleotides long. Its product is annotated as CASP-like protein 5B2. The coding region runs from base 220 to 687 and encodes 155 amino acids. Gene Ontology annotation, cellular component: membrane. The record is from RefSeq and is a predicted model, not a curated record. Lineage: Eukaryota; Viridiplantae; Streptophyta; Magnoliopsida; Rosales; Cannabaceae. The transcript has 3 exons.